UCCUAGAUUCUAUACCCUCUCUCAAAAUUAACCACUGAGCUUCUUGAUCAAGCUUUUGAACAUUUCGAAUCACUAAACAAUGGCGCCCAAACAAUCAACCACAUGUUCAAGUCCAUCAGGCCGAGUAGAAUAUGCAGUCACUAAUCAUGUUGCAUUUCUAGACAAAGAAUCAGUCCAUGCAGACUUCCACCCCCUCAUGGAUUUCUUGAAGAUCUCUCCACUCAGUUAUGCUCUCACCGCAAGCCCGACAAUCUAUGCUGAAAUAGUUCAAGAAAUGUGGAACACUGCAUGCUGCUCUGUUAGUCAAAUCAAACUUAAAAUCAAGGGUAAAUCUUAUGUCAUUACUCCCUCUGUGAUUAAUGAAGCACUUCAUUUGCCUAAUUCUUGCUUUGAAAAUUUGCCUAGUGAUGAGGAGCUUAGUAUAAUGUUGUAUUCUAUCAAGUAUGCUUCGAAGACCUCUCAGUUGGGUCAGAUUAGUAGGAAGUAUCUUAGGAAGGAGUGGUCUUACUUUUUCGACACUCUGACAAGGGUCUUCACGGGGAAAUCUGGUGGAUUUGAUGCGAUUAUUAAGUUUGUGCAGAAAAUUGCGUACAGUUUGAUGUAUAAUAGGACUAUUGACAUUGGAUCUUUGUUGCUUUAUGAAUUCUGUUUCAAAUUAGGCGAGAUGGGAAAGAGAAGUAAAGUUAUCUAUUAUGCUAGGUUUCUUAUGAUAAUUGCUAAUCAUUUAUGUAAGGAACUUAGUAUAAAAGAUAAAGAUGAUACAUUGCAAGUGUUUGUGCAAUCUAAGAUGUUGUUUUCUCUCUUGUUAAAGAACAACAAUAAUGAUAAAGUUCAAUUUGUGCUUCCAAAGCACAUCCGGCUUCAGCUCUCUACUCGAUCUGCUUCUCCCUCACAAAUAAAUUCCCCAUCAGUUCCUGUCGUUGAGGUGAAAAUAGAAUCUCAAUGUGAAACAAAGACCUCCUCAGUCUAUGGUAAAAGAAAGAAAACGGAUUCAGAUGCUACGAUUGUGGAUGGUGAUGAGGGAAAUGAAACGGGAAUGGAGGGAUAUUCACCUCAGAAGAAGAAUAAUGCAAGCACUGUAAAAUCUGAAUUAAGGCGAAUUAGUGAAGAUCCUGAAAUGCCACCUGGUUUCCUAAAAAAUGGGGUAUCAGCAGGGCUUCCUUCUUCUAUGGAGGAAGGAAAGCCAAAAAGUGAGCUUCGUUUUGUGCUUGAACCUACAGUGGAACCAUCUUCCCUAGAAACAAUGCUACCAGAGGAUCGCCAACAUCUUGUCAAUGCAGCAUCUGUAUUAAAAUCUCGGUUGGUGGCCCGUCUCACAAAUGAAGCUAACAACUUGAGCACCGAUUGCAAGAUUACUCUGGCUAAUAGGUGUUACUAUGCACUGCAUGAAUUAGGUGAUGAUUAUACAUUAUUUAGGAGUAAAGUGGAUAAACUAAUUGAACAACAAGAAGAGCUUGAAUCUUUUUUGAGAGAGAAGGAAAGUUGGAAUGACAUGGUCAUAAUGGAUCGAUAUGAUGAGCAAGUGAUGAACGUGUCUGAUGUAACGAAGAAAGUAUCCAAUGCAGAAGACAAAUUGUCUAAAGCCAAGACUAAUGUUGGUUCUAUAAAGUGUAAAAGAGAAGAGCUGACAGUUGCAUUACUAAAGCUACAGGAAGAGCUGCAUGAGGAAGAAGAAAGAGUCAAGAUUCUGACAGCAGAGUGGGAUCGAUACAAAGAGGCUCAAUCUGAUGCUGAAGCGGAACUCAGGAAAUUGGACAGAGAAAAAGAGAAGGCUCGUGUAGCAUUCAAGGCGAUCAAUGACCAAUAUAACACUGCCAAGGAAAAAUGUGAAAAAUUGUAUAAUAAGCUGCUGCAGUUAUCAAGAAGCGACAAGAUAAUCGCUGCCACCGGUGAGGAGCUUGCCACAGGGGAGAGUGAAAGAGAUAGCACAUGAAAUUGCCUUUGGAUAUGAAAAUGGGUCAAUUCUUGGUGUCUUGGUACAAUAUGUUUCAUAUUUUGUGUUGAUCAUUGAUAUACUAACCGUAAACUUUAAAUUGUGAUUAUUAUGACCUGUAGUGAUAGUACCAUCUACAACAUUCCAUGCUUUCUGAAACUCGUACUCAGCUGUUGCUUCAUUGCAUAUUACCGUGCUCUUAAACCUCCUUUUACAAUGAAUGUGUGCUUAGAAAUGAUAGCUAAUGAAAACAAAUUCUUAUGCUUUAAACCACUAAUUAGCACUUCAGUUUACAAGCAUGGUUAGAAUCCCAUGCAUCACGAUCAUAUAAUUAAAAACGCAUAUUUUUGUGUAUUAUUCAUUGAUAAUUACUUGAUGGUAACAUUUUCAAAUUUUCUCACAGUGAUUAAUGUAUUUUAGAACUGAGUUUUCUGUCGGAGUAACUAGCAAGUUCUCCCUGUUACCCAGAUCUGGUGUUAGCAUUA
This is a messenger RNA of Daucus carota subsp. sativus, 2418 nucleotides long. RefSeq lists its product as uncharacterized. Lineage: Eukaryota; Viridiplantae; Streptophyta; Magnoliopsida; Apiales; Apiaceae. The record is from RefSeq and is a predicted model, not a curated record. Bases 80 to 1933 code for a protein of 617 amino acids. The transcript has 2 exons.